Cuscuta campestris is the source of this 2823-nucleotide messenger RNA. The record is from the annotation of a GenBank genome assembly. Lineage: Eukaryota; Viridiplantae; Streptophyta; Magnoliopsida; Solanales; Convolvulaceae.
AACGGGUUGGGAUUUUACCGGGGAUUUCGUUCUUCGUUGUAAUGUUUAGAUGCCAAUUGAACCCCAAAGCUCUGCAAAGAAUCCCAAGACAAUUGGUGAAAACUUUUCACUCGUUUCAGAAUGAGCACCAAGUGUUUGAUAAAUGUCAUACAACUUCUCUUAUGUCCACAAAGCGCUCCAUGCUGGAUUUGGUAAACCGGAAUCCAUUUGAAGCUCUUAAACUCUUCAAGAAACAGCUCCAAAUGGGCGUCUCUGAAAUAGACGAAGUCGUCAUUGCUUUAGCUCUAAAGGCAUGUCAAGGAGACUUAAAAGGAUUAGGCCUUCAGCUACACAGUUUUUCUUUGAAAACUGGAUUCUUCUCUUAUGUGACCGUCCCAAAUUCGUUGAUGAAUAUGUACUGCAAGUCUGAGGAGUUCUAUCACGCGCUGCUUAUUUUCAAUGACUUGGAGAACCCUGACAUUGUUUCCUAUAAUACGAUGCUUUCGGGUUUCAAGAACGGGAGAGAAGCACUGUGUUUUGUGCAUAGAAUGCACUCAAUUGGGGUGUGUUUUGAUCCGGUGAGUUACACCUCGUCUCUCACCCACUGUACAAAUCAAGAAAUGUUCAUGCUAGGGUUUCAGUUGCAUUGUUGUGCGGUUAAGUUUGGGUUGGAGUGCGACGUUUUCGUUGGGAAUUCACUCUUGACAAUGUAUUUGAAAUCUGGGAAAAUCACGGAUGCGGAAAGAGUGUUUCUUGAAAUGCCAUAUAAAGAUUUGGUUUCAUGGAAUGCACUCCUCUCUGGGUAUGUUCAGGAAGGGAGUUACGCGGCAGAGGUAAUCUCAGGGUUCAUUAACAUGGUGAAAACGGGCAUGAAACUUGAUCACAUCUCAUUUACCAGUGCAAUUUCAGCCUGUGGGCAGCAGAGGAAUUUGGAACUGGGGAGGCAAAUACAUGGGCAGGCAAUCAAGAGGUCAUAUGGAACACAUGUUUCAGUCUGUAAUGUCCUGAUGGCAAUAUAUUCCAAACACGGUGAUCCAAAAGAUGCAAAAGUUCUUUUUCAGAGAAUGAAAGAACGAAAUGUCGUGUCUUGGACGACCAUACUUUGUGCGUGCGAAGAGGAUUCUAUGUCAUUGUUCAACGAGAUGCAGAAAAGUGGGGUUCUUCCUAAUGACGUGACAUUUGUUGGACUAAUCCAUGCCCUAACAAUGAACAAUAUGGUGUUAGAAGGUUUCAUCGUUCACGGUUUUUGCAUAAAGUUGAACUCUUUAUCCGAAUCAAAUGUUGCCAAUUGCUUUGUAACCAUGUAUAGUAAGUUUGGGUUUAUGGAAGCUUCUAAGAAGGUUUUUGAGGAGCUUGACCAUAAAGAGAUCAUCUCAUGGAAUUCUUUGAUUUCCGGGUACGCUCAAAACGGAAUGCAUCAUGAAGCUUUAAGAACAUUUUCUUGUGCAGUAAUGGAGUCGCGCCCGAACGAAUACACAUUUGGCAGUGUCUUGAGCGCAAUAGCUUCGUCCGAAUCCAUUUCUAUAAAGCAGGGGCAAAAAUGUCAUUCGUCAUUAAUAAAGCUAGGGCUGCAAACCAACCAGAUCACUUCUGGCGCUCUUCUUGACAUGUAUGCAAAGCGCGGGAGCAUCUCUGAGUCUCUAAGUGUUUUUCAUGAGAUACCCAAUAGAACCCAUGUUUCUUGGACGGCUAUGAUAUCCGCCCACUCCAGACACGGAGAUUAUGAAUCCGUGAUCUCUCUGUUUGAAGAGAUGAAGGCCAAUGGCGUGGACCCGGACUCAAUCACGUUUCUCUCUGUUCUGACGGCGUGUGGUCAUAAAGGAAAGGUUGAUGAAGGGAUUGAGGUGUUUUCCUCAAUGACCAGAGUUUUUUCAAUCGAGCCCUCAGCGGAGCAUUAUUCCUGUGUGGUCGAUAUGUUGGGCCGUGCAGGGCGGCUGAAAGAGGCGGAGGAGUUCGUGUCCAGAAUCCCAGGUGGGCCCUGGCUUUCGGUUCUCCAAAGCUUGUUGAGUUGUUGCAGGAAGUAUGGGAAUGCAGAGAUGGCAGAGAGGGUAGGGGAGGCGCUGAUCCGGUUGGACCCAAAGCAUUCAGGGUCUUAUGUGACAAUGUCGAACGUGUUUGCAGAGAAGGGGGAAUGGGGGACGGUGGCGGAGGUGAGGAGGUGGAUGAGACAUAGAGGGGUGAAGAAGGGCGUGGGGUUCAGCUGGGUUGACGGUGAUUCCCUCAAUCCUCUUCACCGGUUCUCGGCAGAUGACAGGUCUCAUCCUUUGUCUGGUGAGAUUUAUAGAAUGGUGGAGUGGGUUGCUUUGGAAAUGAGACAUUUAGAGGGAGGUGAAGACGAGACCUCAUGUGCGUGAAAUUGUGGUGCGGGUUGCUUCGGAAAGUUUAGUCCCGAUGGGAUAUAUCACGUCGUUGAGAGGUGAGUGCUAAUUCGGGUUCGAAUCCUAACAACGGCGAUAAAAGUUGACCAUGCUCUGCAUAGGGUUCUUGCACGUAUAAAGGACAAGUGUCGGUUUCCAUCAACCGUACUGAGAUUAUAGCUUCGUUUACCUCACCCCGCGACAUGACGAUUGCGGUCCAACCUCUUAGUAUUUGCUUUUGAAAUAUGGAUGGACACAACAAGGAUGAACUUCAGGAAGAUGUGGAUCAUAGAGACUGAACGAGAUUUCUUCGAUGCGUAAGUCUUUUCUCUAAAUUUUAUUCUUCUAAAUAUAAAUUCAUAUAAUUCCUAAAUAUUUAUUUUAAUAUUUUUCAUAAUUUUUUUUAGUUUUCAAUUCUGUUAUAACAAAUAAUAUACGGGAUAUAAAUUAUUUAAAAUAAUAAAUAAAGUAAAAGUGGACGUGGAUC